Macroventuria anomochaeta is the source of this 500-nucleotide messenger RNA. RefSeq lists its product as uncharacterized. The record is from RefSeq and is a predicted model, not a curated record. Lineage: Eukaryota; Fungi; Ascomycota; Dothideomycetes; Pleosporales; Didymellaceae. The coding region runs from base 97 to 321 and encodes 74 amino acids. The transcript is spliced from 2 exons.
GUAGAUUUCGGCGAUGGCUUUCGAGAACUCGAUCUGAUGUGUGAGCAUGCCUGUGAGGUUUGUAUUAGACGUGAUCCCACGAAUGAGGCUUCAGAGAUGCGCACCAUUGAUAGCCUCGAAGUACUUCUUGGACUCCUCGUGGAGCUUCUUCGUCUCCUUCUCGAGCUCGGUAAAGCGGCGAUCGGCAUCGAUAUAGAUGGCGUCCUUUGUGAUCUCGCCCUACACAUGCUCUUGUUAGCGCAUGCCUGCGCGUUCGCGGAAGUCGGCGCAUUGCCCAAGCUGCUCUUGUAUAGCGCUCACGGGGUGGACGUACGAUAUUGAAUUUCUGCUUAAACGUUUGUGGCGCCUAUUGAGUCUUAUCAGCCAUAUGUUGCCGCCCAACCGGGCGCGUGAAGAUGUUUGACCGUACCCUGGUCACUCCUUUCGUUAAGCCUUUCCAGCUCAUUGUGGGGUAAUGCGGGUGGGUUUGCUAGGUUCCGAUGCAGAGUAACGCUGUCUUA